This is a messenger RNA of Ustilaginoidea virens, 1950 nucleotides long. RefSeq lists its product as uncharacterized. The record is from RefSeq and is a predicted model, not a curated record. Gene Ontology annotation, biological process: fatty acid metabolic process. Gene Ontology annotation, molecular function: medium-chain fatty acid-CoA ligase activity. The transcript is spliced from 2 exons. Bases 1 to 1950 code for a protein of 649 amino acids. Lineage: Eukaryota; Fungi; Ascomycota; Sordariomycetes; Hypocreales; Clavicipitaceae.
AUGGCGACUCUCGUGCGGUUAAAAGGGAGGAUGCCGCGUCGCGCGGGCUUCAAGCCUUGGAUCCUGUCGAGGCCGUUGUCGACGCAAGGACUGAGCUUCAGAACAGGACCCAGCGAGCCCCCCCUGUACACGGGCACCAUCCCGCAGCAUUUCGCCGAAACCGUCUCCCGCCACGGCGACUGCGCUGCCGUCAUCGCGCGCUCCCCUGCCCCCGACGCGUCCGAAACCGCCCUCAGCUACCACGCGCUGGACCUGCUCUCCAACCGUCUCGCGUCGUCCCUCGCCAGUCUCGGGGUGGUAAAGGGCGACCGCGUGGCCGUUUCCCUGGGUAACACGCCCGAGUUUGCCGCCCUGACCUAUGCCUGCUUCAAGCUCGGCGCCAUCCUCGUGCCUCUGAACCCGAGCUUCAACGCGAACCAGCUGGAAGCGGCUCUGAGGCACCUCGGCGUGCGGGUCCUCGUCGCGGGGGCCGUGACGGACGUCGCCUACAAGCCCGGCAAAGGGCGCAGCAACGAGGAGCUUCUGACCCGGGUGGCGGGCGACUUGAGGGGCAGCAGGAUCCAGAGCCAGGGCGUCCCGACGCUGCAAACCGUCGUCGUCGUGGACAACCGCGCGGGCCACGGCGACGUCCGGUUCGGGCUCGAGGAGUGCCGGGCCGUCACCCCGUACGGCCUCCUGCUGGACGGCUCCCCGGGCGCCGUCACCCCUGCCGAGCGCCUCCACCCCCACGACACCAUCAACAUCCAGUUCACGUCCGGGACCACGUCGGCGCCCAAGGCCGCCAUGCUCACGCACCGCUCCAUCCUCAACAACGGCAUCCUGAUUGGCCAGAGGAUGGGCCUCGAGCCCCGGGACCGGAUCGUCGUCCCGCCCCCCCUGUUCCACUGCUUCGGCAGCGUGCUCGGGUACAUGGCGACGGCGACGAGCGGCGCGGCCAUCCUGUUCCCCAGCCCGGCGUUCGACCCCGCGGCCACGCUGCGCAUGUGCGUGGACCACGAGGCGACCGGCCUGUACGGCGUGUCCACGAUGCUCAUGGCCGUGCUCGACGCCCUGGACCGGGGCGUCGUGCCCGAGCCCCCCGCGCACCUGAGCAAGGGCAUCGUGGCCGGCAGCUCCGUGCCCGAGGCGCUCAUGAAGACCAUCUUCCGGCGCCUGGGGCUGCGCGACCUCGUCAUCUGCUACGGCAUGACCGAGACCAGCCCCGUCAGCUGCAUGACGUCGCCGCGCGACCCGCCGGACAAGCGCUGCGCGACCGUCGGCAGGCCCAUGCCGCACACGAGCGUCAAGAUUGUCGACCCGGCGGACCGGUCCAAGCUCGCGCCCCUCGGCACCCGGGGCGAGCUCGCCGCGGCCGGGUACCUCGUCAUGGGGGGAUACUUUGGCGACGCCGCCGCGACGGCGCAGGCGCGCGUGGCCGAGCCCGACGAGGACGGCCCGCCGGGGCGCACGACGGUGUGGAUGUACUCGGGCGACGAGGCCGAGAUGGACGAGGACGGCUUCGUCACCAUCACCGGCCGCAUCAAGGACCUCAUCAUCCGCGGCGGCGAGAACAUCCACCCGCUCGAGGUGGAGAACUGCCUCUUUGGGCUCGACGGCAUCCACCAGGUCAGCGUGGUGGGCGUGCCCGACGACCGGCUGGGCGAGAGCGUCGCCGCCUUUGUCAUCCCCGCCAGCGGGUGGACGACGAGCGACGCCGAGGACGAGGGCGACCCGGCGCCGGCCUCGCGCCGGCAGCUCACCAAGGGGGCUGUGCGCGCGCGCGUGCGGACCGCCCUGUCGAGCCACCUGGUCCCCAAGCACGUCUUGUGGGUGCGCGAGCAUCCCAAGACGGCCAGCGGCAAGAUCCAAAAGUACAAGCUGAGGGAGAAGGCCGCGGCGAUGCUGGCCGCGCAGCCUGCCGGGGCGUCCGUUGGCGGCGGCAAGCGCCAAGACGCGGUGGGGGGGAGCUGA